GGACAAAUACUCGUCAACCGCAUGGCACAUCCUUCUUUCGCCAUACUCUGAGCCUGCACACAUGCUUGCACGACAUAUCGCCGGCGCGAGCUCCCGCGGUGCCCCUGCUGAUACCUUACCUCUAUUCCCGCUCACCACUCCGUCUCGUCAACUCAGCACUCUUCUUUCUUCAUUGUCAGCGCCGGUCGCCGCUCUACAGGACAUGCCAGCGCCGUGGGUCGUGUUCGAUAGCACAGUGUCCGUUGGAGGGCACUGUGGACCUGAUGCGGAUGCAGGCAUUGCUGGCGUUGGCGUGGUGAUCUCUUUCGUCCUAGCCAGCAUCAUGACUACGACCGCUUCCAUCCUCGCUAUGAUCCUCGACCAAGCUUUCGACGCUCGAGGACAGUUCACCCUACGAGCGCCGGUAAAGUACCUCAGAGAGCGCUUUCUGGAUACUGAGUGGAAGAAAGACUAUGCUUGGCGUCCGUUCUUGGAUCCUCUCAUCAUUGGAUUGGGAGACCAGCAACUCAUCACUGGCUAUGCGGUACUGCUCAGCGGUUGGAUUCAGGUUGCUCGAAACGCCUUCGAAGUCCAAGGUGCUCACUUUGUCCUCCUCCUGUACAUCUGCGCCUUGUCGUCUUCCUCUCACCUCGCCGCGCUCAUCACGCUCCGCAAAUACUUCGGCAAGUACAAACUCAUUGCGAAAAUCCGCAUGACGCUUGUCAUUUCCUUCGCGCUCUUCCUUCUCUCGUCCAUGAUCGCCGCCAUAAGCAUGCCAGAGACCAUAAUCGAAGCUGAUAACGGAGAUGUGGAGAGGCAACCCGGCGUGCGGCGACUUGCCUUCCUUAUCCCCAUGUUCUUUAUGCUCAUCGGAUUCUCGACGGCAUUGGUGAUCGGUUCAAAAAGCAGUCCGAUCACCGUCGAGGGAACGAUUGGUCUGCGUCUCGUCUACUACCUGUUCCUAAACCCCCUGAUUGCCUUCAUUGUCCAGAUCAUCCUAGCGUCACUGUCCGUCGUUCUGGUCCUGAGUCAGAAGUUCUCGGUGCCGAAGGAUCAGGAGAGAUGGUGUGGCUUGCAGGAUGAAGGGGAGAAUGUAUGGGGCUUCGGACAGACGCUGAGCGUGGUUAUGUUGCUACUGCCGGCGAUGAGCGCAGGUCAGACCUAUCUUGAGGGAAGGCAAGAUAUCCAGCGUGGGCACGAUUGA
Trematosphaeria pertusa is the source of this 1183-nucleotide messenger RNA. RefSeq lists its product as uncharacterized. The coding region runs from base 62 to 1183 and encodes 373 amino acids. The record is from RefSeq and is a predicted model, not a curated record. The transcript is spliced from 5 exons. Lineage: Eukaryota; Fungi; Ascomycota; Dothideomycetes; Pleosporales; Trematosphaeriaceae.